Molecule: messenger RNA, 219 nt
Organism: Alternaria burnsii
Lineage: Eukaryota; Fungi; Ascomycota; Dothideomycetes; Pleosporales; Pleosporaceae
Exons: 1
Coding region: 1-219 (72 amino acids)
Source: RefSeq, a predicted model, not a curated record
AUGGGGCCAUCCCCAACAUUGGCGUCUUGGUCAAUAUCCACUAUGAGCUUGUCAGUGCGUGCUUUUCGCUCCAGAUACGAUUUGACGCCACUAAUCGACUGUGAAGCGUUUGUCAGCGUCAGUAUUCACCCGAUGCCGCGAUACUACCGCUGCAGGCACACCCACACGCGAGAUGUCCGAACGUGUUGUGCGAAGCAACAUCUGUUGAGUACGACCUAG